AUGAAAAAGAAAGAUGAGAUAGAAGCUGAACUCUUACUACAAUCUCAAAUAUUAGAAGCUAAUGCUAAAAUAGGUAUGGAUAGACCUCUAGUUGAUAGAGAAGGUUUUCCAAGAGAUGAUAUUGAUAUAUAUGCUGUAAGAAAAGCUAGAAAUAGGAUUAUCUGUCUUUGUAAUGAUCACAAGGAUAUUAUGAAACUCAUUGAGCAACAGUUACAUGUAAUACAUGCUGAAGCUAGAGAGAAGGGAUAUGUAUCUACUACACACAGAUCAGAAGAGGAAAAUAAAGUAGAAACAUUUGCUCGUAUUACAAUGAUAUCUGAAGGAUCUCCAGCUAGUAUUGCAGGUUUAAAAGUUGGUGAUUCUUUGGUGGAGUUUGGUUCAGUAACAGCUGGUAAUUUUACUGGUCUACCUAAUAUUGCAGAGAUAGUGCAACACAGCGAGGGACGUCCAGUAAGAGUAGUUGUCUUGAGAGAUGAGAAGUCACUUGUUCUUAGUCUCACACCACAGAGGUGGGCUGGAAGAGGUCUAUUGGGAUAA
Gigantopelta aegis is the source of this 537-nucleotide messenger RNA. RefSeq names its product 26S proteasome non-ATPase regulatory subunit 9-like. Gene Ontology annotation, cellular component: nucleus; cytoplasm. Gene Ontology annotation, biological process: proteasome regulatory particle assembly. NCBI's taxonomy places the organism in Eukaryota, Metazoa, Mollusca, Gastropoda, Neomphalida, Peltospiridae. Gene Ontology annotation, molecular function: protein binding. The record is from RefSeq and is a predicted model, not a curated record.